AUGAUCCUGUUAGCCUUGCUAUUCGUCUAUCGGCUAAAGAUGAUAGACCCCUCUAUUAGAGGUCAACCGGGUAGCGAGUAUCGCCUCUUGACGGUUGCUCUCAUAUUAGCAAACAAAUUUCUGGAUGAUAACGCAUACACGAACAAGACUUGGGCCGAGGUUUCCAGCAUCUCUGUGCAGGAUAUCCGAGUUAUGAAGUUUGAGUUUCUGAGCUAUAUGCAGUACGCUGUCUUGACUUCGAUGGAGCAGUGGGAAGAGUGGCUGGACAGGCUGGCCCUAUACUACGCUAUCUGCGAACAAGUCUCCCACGGAUCGUCUUCGUUAUCCAGGAUUGUGCCAUCACCCACGCUUCUAAUUCCCUCGUCAGCCAUUGCCAAAGGGGUUUCGCUAGUGUUCUCACCAACCGCGGAUUCACCAGCCAUAUACCAGUCAGCACAGAACGGAUUUGCACGGACAAAUAGCGGUAGAGUCCACGCACGAUGUACAGUUCCAGCGAACUCAAUACCAAUGAGAUACCUUGAGACUGUCAGCAGAGUUCCAAUAUCACUCAGCCAGCGAUCUGAUUCUGGAGGCCUGAAUGAUAGGAAGCGAAAGAGGGCCGAUCAAGUCACUAGUGACGCAAACUACAUACGCAAAUACAAGCACCUCUAUGCAGCAGUAGCAACAACAGGCAGCUCUCUAUGCAGUAUCACUUCCUCUGCUGAAACCAGAAUCUCGAGCCAUGUUAAUGGUCUGCGCGCCUCCCACAACUACCUCCUGAGCUCCUGCGUCGAGGAUGAUAAGCAGCGCUGCUACACAGCGGGAUCUAUGCGACAGCUAAAAGGAAACAGCCGGACUCACACAGGAUUUGCAUCCUUCAAAGGUAGCUACCCAACAACUCAGUAUCCCCCGAAAGCACACUAUCCAACAACGUCGAACGCAACCUUCACCAGGCCUACUAAGCAACUAAGCCUGGUCACAACGCUGAUACCAGCCGCUGCAUAUAAUGCGUCCUCGCCCCUUCAUGAUUAUCCUUAUAACAGUAGCUUCCACACGCCUAUUACUCAUUUCUCAUUUAUCUGUCUGCAGCAGCAGGAUAGUCCCUACAAGCGUAUGCGCCAUGUGCGCACCCGGCGCAACCUAUACCCACCCUUGAGCCUGCAGAGCUAUCCGCAGCCCGCCACCCCGCCGAAUCAGAUACACUACCAACCCAUUGGUUGUAGGAACGACCUGCAGAUCAGCAUUGCGCUCGAGCAUCGAGUAUAA
Messenger RNA from Cryphonectria parasitica EP155, 1245 nucleotides. RefSeq lists its product as uncharacterized. Gene Ontology annotation, cellular component: cyclin-dependent protein kinase holoenzyme complex; nucleus. The transcript is spliced from 4 exons. The coding region runs from base 1 to 1245 and encodes 414 amino acids. Gene Ontology annotation, molecular function: cyclin-dependent protein serine/threonine kinase regulator activity; protein kinase binding. NCBI's taxonomy places the organism in Eukaryota, Fungi, Ascomycota, Sordariomycetes, Diaporthales, Cryphonectriaceae. Gene Ontology annotation, biological process: regulation of cyclin-dependent protein serine/threonine kinase activity. The record is from RefSeq and is a predicted model, not a curated record.